Messenger RNA from Ornithodoros turicata, 833 nucleotides. RefSeq lists its product as uncharacterized. The record is from RefSeq and is a predicted model, not a curated record. Lineage: Eukaryota; Metazoa; Arthropoda; Arachnida; Ixodida; Argasidae. Bases 128 to 685 code for a protein of 185 amino acids. The transcript is spliced from 5 exons.
UGCCUACGUUCGCUCUUCCUCUUCCAAAUCGAUCCAAAUCAAUCCAAAAGCGCGUUGCUAGCUGCGAUCGCGCGGACUGAUUUGACUGUGAUUAGUUGCGCUGCGAUUUGUAUUCCAUUAUUAAAGGAUGACAUCUGUGAGCAGUACGGAUCUAAAAAGCUACUCGGACUAUCUUGUAGCAGCUUACAAGAUGCAGAGGCAGAAGGCUCUUCACGAAAAGACUGUAGCAGAAGUUGAGGAUAGGGUACUCAAGCAAGUAGAAGACGUGGCAGCACUUGAACGUGAAGUAGUGCGAAUUGAAUGGGAGCUUGAACACGACGACAAGUGGAAUAGUCGAAGAGAGGCUGUGGCCGAAAUGAGACAGAUUAGUAAGCUUCCCAUGGUUCUAGACGGACUGCUUGAUUUGAAAGGCAAACUAGAGGGCACUAUUGCAAAGGCCAAAAUUGAGUUCGAAAAUACUGCAAAUCGGAAGCAAGAAGAGUGGGACUCAGCACUCGUGGGAAUUAUAAAUGCAUCAGAACGGGUGCGUGCGAACCCACGCAUCACUCAGUUCUGCAAAGUGGUUGACGAACUACUGGCAAUGGAGAGUACGCUGGAGGGGCUGCUCACGGAAUGUGACAACUUAAGACACAGAGUGGCUGCACUGAUGCCAAUGGCAGCACUUUGGGCAGCUGAAGGGAGCUGAAAUCCACGGUGACAUGUACAGACGUUAGAGGAAGGACCAGCUAUGCAGUGUGAUUCUUCGUGUAGCUUCCAACUCAUUUUCCUGUUAUAUUUUUCAACACUGUUUGCAAGUCAAGCAGUAACUUGAAUAAAAAGGUUGUACGAGCUCA